CAACGCGGGACAGAGGCGCAAGCCGGACGCCUACGAAACGACGAGGGGCAGCCCCACGCCGCCGCCCAAGUGCUCCACAGUUUCCUACGAACACCACGAGCGCCUCUCGGACGUAGCGCCGCGCAAGACCAGCCAGGGAGCAAGGGCAGCCCCACCCCAGAGCAGCCUCCCGCGAGCAACGAGCCACCAUGUCGCGCUCCGUCGCCACGGAGCAGAGCGACUUCGAGUCGAAGAUGCUCCUCGUCAAACAGAAGAAGAAGCAGGCCGAGCACGACAAGCGCUUGUUGGUCAAUCGCAUCGCGCUCCUGAAAAAAGAGGAGCGCAAGGCCUACAAGAAGAUCGAGAAGACCAAGGAGCGGGCCCAGGAGGUGCUGACCGUGCGCAUCGAGCACGAGCGCCACCAUUCUGAAAGGGUGGCUCGUCAUGCACGGAACGAGCGGCGACGAAAACUCGAGGCCGAAGCAAAUAAAGCAAGUGAAGCGGAAGCGCGUAGAAACAGGCAACUCGCCAUGCAGCACGUGCAGCAGCUCAAGUUCGCCAAGGUCCGAGAAGCUCGCUCCGAAGCCGCACAGGCUCGGGAUGAAAUAAGGGCAGAACAGCUCGCUGACGUCGUCGAGAAGCAACGGAAACGCGCGGAAGUGAAGGAACACGAAGCGAAAUUGCGAGAGAGAAAACAACAAGAGAUGCAGGGCAUUCUGAAAAGAAACAGAAAAGCUUACGAACGGAAAGUGAAGGAGGAGGAAAAGGCAACUCUGUUACGAGAGAAGGAGGUCGCGCGCAUGGAGCGCGAGGAGAUGAAGCUGAUCCAGAAACUGAAAAAAACUCAGGUCAUGCAGCAGCAGGCGUUCGAAGAUCUCGAGAACGCGUUGAACGGGGAUUUGAGCCAUCUGACGCAGGUCGAGGAGCCGUCGCCGGUGAAGCGACGGCCCGCGACGCCGCCUCUCCGUGAGGAGUCGAAGGACCCCGAGCCGACGCCGGAGCCCGAGCCCGAAGAGCAGUAAUACCUAAAUUUC
Messenger RNA from Pelagomonas calceolata, 1013 nucleotides. The record is from the annotation of a GenBank genome assembly. Lineage: Eukaryota; Pelagophyceae; Pelagomonadales; Pelagomonadaceae.